Heterocephalus glaber (naked mole-rat) is the source of this 2433-nucleotide messenger RNA. RefSeq names its product phospholipid phosphatase 5 (gene Plpp5). Gene Ontology annotation, cellular component: membrane. Gene Ontology annotation, molecular function: phosphatidate phosphatase activity. Gene Ontology annotation, biological process: phospholipid dephosphorylation; phospholipid metabolic process. NCBI's taxonomy places the organism in Eukaryota, Metazoa, Chordata, Mammalia, Rodentia, Bathyergidae. The record is from RefSeq and is a predicted model, not a curated record.
CGCUGCUGCAGGGACGGCCUGCUGGGGACGGCGGCGUUUCUGCGACCACGUCAGUGCGUCGGGGAUGGCGGCGGCUGAGGCGGAGGUGGCUCUCAGGGCUGAAGUGGGCGUUCGGGUGGUGCUGUUCACGGCCUUCCUAGACGCAUCCAGCCGGAGGAGAUGUGGCUGUACCGGAAUCCGUACGUGGAAGCCGAGUAUUUCCCUACCAAGCCGAUGUUUGUGCGUAGAUAACAUCCCUCUGCCCGCUGCCGCUGCGCUGCGGUACUUCUCGGUCAUUGCGUUUCUUUCUCCGCUGUCUCUGAUCUUCCUGGCCAAAUUUCUCAAGAAGGCAGACACAAGAGACAGCAAACAAGCCUGCCUGGCUGCCAGCCUCGCCCUGGCUCUGAACGGGGUCUUCACCAACACGAUAAAACUGAUAGUGGGAAGGCCACGCCCAGACUUCUUCUACCGCUGCUACCCCGAUGGGCUGGCCCACUCAGACCUGAUGUGCACAGGGGACAAGGAUGUGGUGAAUGAGGGCCGGAAGAGCUUCCCCAGCGGACAUUCCUCCUUUGCAUUUGCAGGUCUGUCCUUCGCGUCCUUCUACCUGGCAGGAAAGUUACACUGCUUCACACCACAAGGCCGUGGGAAAUCUUGGCGGCUCUGUGCCUUUCUGUCACCUUUGCUCUUUGCAGCUGUGAUUGCACUGUCCCGAACCUGUGACUACAAGCAUCACUGGCAGGAUGUGCUAGUCGGAUCUAUGAUCGGCACGACAUUUGCCUAUGUCUGCUACCGGCAGUACUACCCUCCUCUGACUGACGCCGAGUGCCAUAAACCACUCCAGGACAGGCAGGUGCUGCAGGCUGCACAGAGAAAGCCUGGUGACUCCCACUGUCUGGAUAUUUAGAAGCUACGUCUACCUCAGUGGAGAGUAAGGCCAAUCAGGCUUCCUAAGGAGACCAUGCACAAGACGAGGACUGGCCUUUCCACCCUUUCACACAGCCACGUUCUUUUCUGGCCGCACCUGGCAUGGCUGUCGGCAGGUCCCCAGCUGCUGAGGGAAGUGCUCCGCUGGACUGGCACUCCGAGAUCUAGUGCUUUUCAAUUUAACUGAAAUGCCACUCUUGGAAGGCUAUUUUCACAAAGAACUAUUUCAUCAUGGGAACUUGAGUUAAUUACCAAAACUUAAUUUGUUUCUCAUAAUUCAAAGCCUUAAAAUCUAGGUCAUGACCUUUGUUUCUGUUUAUUUCCCCUGGUGACAGUUCCAUCAAGCAUUAAAUAGGAAAACGUCCAGUUUUGGCUAAUUUACCACUGUUAUGCCUGUCUUACCUGACCUCAACCAUCUGGUAUUGCUGUCUGUUUUGAACAGUGUGGGCAUAAACAAUUUGUUGUUUUUCUGUUUUUAUUUUUGGAACCAAGGAUCAAACUUGGGAGCUUGUGCUUGCAAAGCAGGCAGCGGAACCACUGAGCUAAAUCCCCGGCCCAUAAAGAAUUUGUUGAACUGCUAAGAAAAUAGUAAAAAAGAAAAUGGUCAAUGUGGUUUCAACACUAACAACAGAUGACUGUUUCUACCUCAUUUGUCCUUGUGCUCAGGACCUCCUUGCCCAAACAUUCUGCCACCUGAUGAAGGCAGGAAAAAAAAUGACAGCUCUCAUUAUGUGGAGGAAAAAUGAGUUUCUGUCUCCUUCAUAGGACCUUACAAUUUCCUCUUUCUUGUGAUUUUGUGGGGAGGGAAGGUACCAGGGAUUGAAUUCAGGACCUUGCGCUUUUGAGGUAAGCGGCGGCUGAGCUAAAUCUCUGGCCCUUGUGAUUAUAUUUUAAAUGACCAUGUCUUACAUGUAUCUUCCUAUAAAAUCAUUAAUGCAUUUUUUCCCCUUCAGUAAGCCUGAUAGUCAAAUAAUAUGAUGAAAUGUGUUUUGUCCUUAGGAAACCAUUCAGGGACUGGAUAGAAAAACCAGCCUGCCCGUCUACUGUGAUGGGACCUCGGUCACCUAGACUGCUGGCUGAUGUCUACACAUGCCAAAGGACCACCCAUGCUUGCCUUAAUACUGCCGUGCUUCAGAUUCUGAACUACACCUGCCUAUGGCAAUAAGAACACUAGUAAAGGGGGAAAAACUAAUAGUUCUUUGACCAAAAUUUUAUUUCCUGAACUUAUUUUGGUAAUAUAUAGGGGAAGAGAAAAUAGUUACUGUAUUGGGUCUAUGAUAGAUGAGGCCAGGUAAGAGUAGGCAACUAAUUAGUACAAUUUUAUUUCAAUAUUUAUCAAAGUUUUAAAUAUAAUUAUGUAAACAAACAUUUCAAAAGUGCAAAAUAUUAGCUAAUUAAUGCUAUUAAUCUUUCCAUGAAAACAACCUCUCACUGAGAUAAGCAGUAUGAGUUCUGUAAGCUGGGAAUAUAUACAAAAUGAUGUUAUAUUGGAGUUUAAAAGUAGGCUUGGUCAAGAGAUUGCAUGUU